UACCCAAUAAAAUGGGGCAGGCAGGGCAGAAGAGUCAGAAACUCAGCUCUGCAGGAGCCUCAGCACCAGGACUUGGGUGGAUCGAGGGGAUCUGAAGGAGCCAUGUAUCCAAGGGCUCCCCAUGCCGCCCUGCUGCUGUUCCUCCUGCUGACCCUGGUGUUGUCCUUGGUGGUGGGGGAUCACAAGGAAUCGGCCUACGAGAAGUUCCAGAGGCAGCAUGUAGACGAGGAUAGUCCCUCUCCAUACGAUGAUGCCUACUGCACUCAGAGGAUGCAGGCCAAGAAUAUGACCCAGCGCACUUGCAAGAUCAUCAACACCUUCAUCCACGCUGCCUUACCAAGCAUAGAUGAUAUCUGCACAGGGGCUGGGAACAACACACACGACAACUAUUACUAUAGCUACAGUGACUUUAAUGUCACCGACUGCACUUUUGUAAGCCGCUCCUCCCCAAAAGAGUGUAUGUACAGUGCAAGGAACAAUACCCAGAAGAUCUGCAUUGCCUGCACUGAAAACCUGCCUGUGCACUAUGGCCCAGUGAGCCAGUGCAAGCCGUGAAUCCUGCACUGCCCCGCAGCUUUUGUUUGCAGUGCAGGCCCUCAUUGCCAAAGCCUGCACUAUUCAAGAAGAGAGAGAAAGAGAAGAGAAAAAGAUGCUGAUGCUGAUACCAUGUGUUUCAAAAUGUUCUAAGAUAAGAAAAAACCUUCAUGCCUUGUUUUAUCUUGAUAUAUUAAGCUCUGCGUGCAGAUGUUAACCUCCUCCUUUCCCCUGAACCAGCAGCUGAUAAUUGUUCCCAAAACACAGUGUGGUUUUUUUUCUGAAUAAGUAAACUGCUUACGUGUGACAAACGAAUGAUAGCAUCUUUCUGUUUCUCUCAAGGUUGCUUUGUCUGAACCCUGCAUCUUUUCUCGCUGUCUAAAGUAUAAAUACACUUGUAAACUUGUAGAGGUCAGAGUACCUUUGAGACCCCUCCUUGUGAUCACUUGUAUAGCUUUAAAUAAACCUAGAUGGCUCUGCCAAUUCUAAUACAA
Alligator mississippiensis (American alligator) is the source of this 1028-nucleotide messenger RNA. RefSeq names its product ribonuclease. Gene Ontology annotation, molecular function: nucleic acid binding. The coding region runs from base 103 to 555 and encodes 150 amino acids. The record is from RefSeq and is a predicted model, not a curated record. Lineage: Eukaryota; Metazoa; Chordata; Crocodylia; Alligatoridae. The transcript is spliced from 2 exons.